Molecule: messenger RNA, 1397 nt
Organism: Cylicostephanus goldi
Lineage: Eukaryota; Metazoa; Nematoda; Chromadorea; Rhabditida; Strongylidae
Source: the annotation of a GenBank genome assembly
CUGGAAGCAAGCAAGGAUGGUGUUCCCGUUCACAAGCCACCAAAGUGGCGAAAAAAGGUUGCAGAUGGGAAGUUUGAGAUCGUUUCGGCGCUCUUUCUUCCGGGUCUAAAAAAAGACUUUUUUGCGGAAGUGGAACCCAAAAAAUUCGAAAUUAUUUAUAUCUUGCCGGACAUGCUCAAACUCUACCUCUCUUACAAAGCUGAACUCAAUGUGCUGCCAUUCUGCACUCAGUUCAUUCCAAUCGAAGUGAUUGAGGCUCCAAAGUUCAAGAGUAUCAUCUAUCAUCCAUCUAUUCUUCCGAAGCACAGAGGUGCAUCUGCAAUCAACUGGACUCUGAUAGACGGCGAUAAGGAAGCUGGUCUUACCAUUUUUUGGGCCGAUGACGGCCUGGACACAGGACCAAUUUUACUCCAAAAGAAAUGCAAAGUCGAGCCAAAUGAUACCUUGAACUCGCUGUACAAGAGGUUCUUGUAUCCAGCUGGAGUUGAUGCGAUGGCAGAAGCAGUAGAGCUGAUUGCAGCUGGCAAAGCUCCACGCAUUAUUCAACCCACUGAAGGAGCUUCGUACGAGCCCUACAUUACUGCCAAGCCAGAAUUGGCUGAAAUCGACUGGAAGAAAACACAGCAGCAGCUGCACAACUUUAUUCGUGGAAAUGACAAGGUACCCGGCGCCUGGGCUACUCUCAAUGGAGAGAAGGUAACGUUGUACGGUAGCACCCUCUACCGGGCCCCAGUCCCACCUCCUUCAGCUCGAGAACUUCAAGUGAGCGAAGUCCCCGGAGGCAAAGUCUAUGUUCACGACAAAGGACUUCUUCUACCAGGCAGCGAUGGAAAAUGGGUGAAUGUGGAUACGGUAAAAGUAGGCACAAAAACAAUGCCAGCGAAAAAGUAUGGCGUGGUUGAGGAAAAUGGAGUUAAGAUGGAGUUUUCGCCUGAAGAGCAGAAGGUGGUGGAUGAAGUCAAGAAAAUCUGGGAAGCCAUCCUAAAAACAACUGUAGAAGCAGAUACAGACUUCUUUGAGGCUGGUGGCACAUCAGCUGAUGUCACUCGACUUGUGGAAGAAAUCAAAUUCCAUUCAAAAGUUGAACUGGAAAACACAGAUAUAUACUUGGGUUCAACAUUUGGCGAGAACUGUGAGAUAGUAGUAAAAAAGAUGAGAGGUGGAGACAAGAUUACUGUAGAAUACGAUCCUAUCAUUGUCAAUGCAAAUGGAAUGGAGUUAAAGUUCCCUCAUGAGCUCUUCAUUGACGGCAAAUUUCAACCUUCGUCAAGCGGAAGGACAUAUGACACGAUCAAUCCUACUGACGAAUCAGUCAUUUGCAAAGUUCCCAAAGCUGAUGCGAAUGAUGUGAAUAGAGCGGUUGCUGCGGCGAAAGCGGUCAGUGAAAUAUUUUAAUU